AUGGCGUUUGAAAAACUGAAAGAAGCAAUGAUGUCAGCACCGGUUUUGGCCUUACCUGAUUUUUCCGAGGUCUUUGUAGUCGAGUCUGAUGCAUCCGACUAUGGCUUGGGAGCAGUUUUGAUGCAAAACCAAAGACCUAUUGCAUACUUCAGCUCAGGUUUAUCUGCAAGGGAUCAAGUCAAACCGAUCUACGAGCGCGAGCUAAUGGCAAUUGUUUUGGCUAUACAAAAAUGGAGGCACUACUUGUUGGGAAGGAAAUUUGUGGUACACACGGAUCAGAAGAGCCUGAAAUUUCUGCUGGAACAAAGAGAGGUUUCGAUGGAUUAUCAGAGGUGGUUGACUAAACUGUUGGGGUAUGAUUUUGACAUUAUCUUCAAACCCGGAGUGGAGAACAAGGCAGCAGAUGGGUUGUCGAGAAUUGUUCCUGCACCAAUCAGUGUAAACGCUAUGGAGUUGAUGUCGAUCACUGUUCCUGCAAAUCUCCAAAUCCAAGACAUCUAUAAAGAGAUUGAGGAUGAUGGCAAGAUUCAGAACCGCAUUAAGAGAGUUUUGGAGGGUUUGGAAGACAACGAGGACUAUACAGUGGUGAAUGGACGAUUGUUUCGCAAGGGGAAGUUAGUAAUUCCACGUACUUCUUCAAAGAUCCCCUUGAUUCUGCAUGAGUUUCACACAAGUGUAGAGGGUGGUCACUCAGGCAUUCUGAAAACAGUGAAGCGGAUUCAGACUGUUUUCUACUGGAGGAAGAUGAUAUCGGACAUUAGGAAGUAUGUCACUGAAUGUGAUACUUGCCAGCGACACAAAUAUUCGACCCUUUCUCCUGCGGGUCUUCUCCAACCGUUACCGAUUCCGAACAAGAUUUGGGAGGAUCUGUCAAUGGAUUUCAUCGAAGGAUUGCCUACUUCUAAGGGUGUGAAUGUAAUCUUUGUUGUGGUCGACCGUCUGAGCAAGUUUGCACAUUUUGUGAAGCUUAAACAUCCGUUUACGGCUUGCGACGUCGCUAACAAGUUUAUACAGGAGAUGGUUCGCUUGCACGGCUUUCCAGCGUCGAUUGUGUCGGACCGUGAUCGAAUUUUUCUAAGCUCCUUCUGGAAGGAAUUGUUCAAGCUGGCAGGGACGAAGUUGAAAUUUAGCACAGCUUUUCAUCCCCAGUCGGAUGGUCAAACGGAAGUUCUCAACCGUUGUUUGGAGACCUACCUUCGUUGUUUCGCUUCUUCGCACCCUAAAUCGUGGGCUACGUACUUGUCUUGGGCAGAGCUAUGGUAUAACACCAACUUUCACACCGCCAUCGGCUCCACCCCAUUUCACGUAGUCUACGGUCGAGAAGCACCUAGUUUGUUGCGUUUUGAGGAAGGCUCAACGGCAAACUUUGAGUUGGAACAAAUGUUGCGUGAACGUGAUGAAGUUUUGCGAGCAAUCAAGGAGCAUUUGGAGAUGGCUCAGGCUCGGAUGAAGAAUAAUGCUGAUAAGCAUAGAAGAGAGCUUUCCUUUUCCAUUGGAGAUAAGGUCUUCUUGAAGUUGCGCCCUUAUAGACAACAGUCGGUGUCAAAGAGGUUGUAUCAGAGGUUAGCUGCCCGUUUCUAUUGUCCGUUUGAGGUUUUGGAACGCAUCGGACAGGUGGCGUAUCGUUUGAGGUUGCCGGAGGGAUCAAAGAUUCAUAACGUGUUCCACGUUUCUCAGUUGAAGCCGGUAUUAGGCUCUGGUCAUCAGAUAUCACCACUUCCCGAUUCUUUUGCCCAGCGGUCUGAGUUGUUUGUUGAGCCGGAAGAAGUUUUGGAGACUCGUUAUGAUACUGGAGGGCGUUUGGAGGCUCUGGUUCAGUGGAAAGGCCUUCCUGCACAUGAGACGACGUGGGUUCGUGCAUCGGAACUGCUUCAAGAGUUUCCUGAACUUGAGGACAAGCUUCGUCUUGACGAGGGGGGUAAUGUUUGA
Messenger RNA from Microthlaspi erraticum, 1929 nucleotides. The record is from the annotation of a GenBank genome assembly. Lineage: Eukaryota; Viridiplantae; Streptophyta; Magnoliopsida; Brassicales; Brassicaceae.